Molecule: messenger RNA, 3342 nt
Organism: Gekko japonicus
Lineage: Eukaryota; Metazoa; Chordata; Lepidosauria; Squamata; Gekkonidae
Gene: MAML2
Product: mastermind like transcriptional coactivator 2
Exons: 5
Coding region: 1-3309 (1102 amino acids)
Biological process (GO): positive regulation of transcription of Notch receptor target; Notch signaling pathway
Cellular component (GO): nuclear speck; nucleoplasm
Molecular function (GO): transcription coactivator activity
Source: RefSeq, a predicted model, not a curated record
AUGGGGGACACGGCUCCCCCGCAAGCCCCGGCUCUCCUGGGCGGAGGAGGCGGCGGCGCGGCGGCGGCGGCGCCGAGGGUGCACAGCGCGAUCGUGGAGCGGCUGCGGGCGCGCAUCGCCGUCUGCCGCCAGCACCACCUGAACUGCGAGGGGCGCUACGAGCGCGGGCGGGCGGAGAGCUCGGACCGCGAGCGGGAGAGCACGCUGCAGCUCCUCAACCUCGUGCAGCACGGCCAGGCGGCGCGCAAGGGCGGCAAGCACGCCAAGGCGGCGGCGGCGGCGGCGGCCGCCAGCAAUAGCAGCAGCAGCGGCGGCGGCGGAGCCUCGGCGGCGGCGGCCCCCUCCGGCGCUGCAGCGCCCCCUCCGGCGGACUACUAUCAUCGUCAGCUGCUCAGCAACGGGACUGCUGGUGGCAGGAAUGGGAUCAACGGGGAGCAGCAGGGCCCGGCGGCGGCGGCGGGAGAGCAGAGGAACCCGGCUCUCGUGGCGCUUCAGGGUUCCUUGAAGAGAAAACUGGUGGUAAAUCUUUCGCCAGCCAUCAACAAGAGAUCCAACGGCAUUGUUGAUAGCCCCUUCCUUGACAUCAAGAGGGUCCGAGUGGGAGACAACAAUCUUUCUGCAGCACAAAGUGGACACUGUGGUAACAACUGCCCGAACCAAUCACUGUUGGGAAGUUUGACAGUCGGGCAAAGUUCUCAAAGGAAAGUCAGCAGCCCGACGAACAAUGCCCAUGCAAAUGCAAAUGGGAUGUUUAACAUGGCUCUAAAAGAAGUCAAGAAAGAACCAGGGGAAACCUUCUCUUGUAGCAAACAUCUGGAUAGUCAGCCAUCACAGGCUUUCCCUAACAGGUAUGGAGAAGACACAGGAGAACAACUGAUGGACCCAGAACUUCAGGAGCUGUUCAACGAACUGACUAAUAUUUCAGUGCCUCCCAUGAGCGAUCUUGAACUGGAGAAUAUGAUCAACGCAACUAUCAAGCAAGACGGACCGUUUAAUAUUGACCUUGGGCAGCAGGUCCAGAGAGCGCCCCCCGCCAGAUCUUCUUCACUGCAGAUGGACAAAAUGGUCAUCAAGCAAGAAUACUCCCCAGCUAUGAACCAAGGCUCUGUGGGAUCACCCCAGAUGAGACCUUCCUCCACGGGCCCAGCCUUCACGAUGUCCAGUGCUGCCUUGUCUGCCUCGUCACCAAUUCCUUCGACACCCCAGAAUCAGACACCUCCAUCUCAGAUGUCCUCAAUCUCCAACCGACCCAUGCCCAGCUGGCAAGAAGUUUCUCACGCCCAGCAACUGAAACAAAUAGCUGCCAACCGACAGCAGCAUGCCUUGAUUCAGCAAUGCCAGCAAAACCAGCCGUCCACCUGGCCCACGUUGCCAUCCACAGAACCUUCCCCUGGACCGUUUGUCCAGGAGAAGAUGCCGAACUCUCCUUUCCAUCAGCAGCAGUUCAGCUCACAAAGUCCUGGGAUGCCCGGAGUCCCAGUAAACGGGAAUCAGUCGAAGGGGAUGAACAGCUACAUCUACAGGGCGAACUCCGUGCCCCAGGGAAGCUCCAUCAACAUCGUAAUGCAACGGAAGGCUCAGGAGAUCAACCGAGGUUACAUGGGCAACACCCAGCUGCCGCUGGAAGAGUCUCAGACCAACAUAAAGCCCUUGUUCCAUUUUAACUCAGAGCAAUCCAACCAGCAGAUGCCUUCUGUUUUGGGCGCCCAGAACAAGCCUACCAUUCUGCACUAUACGCAGCAAGCGGCCCAACAGCAGCAGCCUAACUCAGCAGCUGUACAACCGCAGACGCAGCAGCAGCAACAGCAGCAACAGCAGCAACAAGCACUGCAGACGCAACAGCAGCAACAACCCGCCCAAACUGUCCAAAGCCAGCCUCUUCAAAGGCCCCCCAACGUACCCUUAGCUUUACAGCAAAAGAUAAUGCUCCAGAAGAUGCUGAAAAGUCAACCGAUUGAAGGAAUGCAGUAUCCUGUUCCACCACCACAUCAGCUGGAUCAGCACUCCGUCGUAGGCCAAAGCGCAGAGCCUAGUCCAGGAUCGGGUACUUGCUCCAAUCCAAACACUGGAAGCAGUUUCAUGAACUCACCUCAGCAGGCAUUGUUGAAUCAGCAACUGAAACAACAGCUCCUCCUGCAGCAUCAGCAGCAACAGCAGCAGCAGCAGCAGAUACUAACAGAAGCAAUAAACAAAGGGCAUCUAAAUGUCUUUGGCUUGAGCCGGGCCUCCAGGCACUCCGGAGGCAAAGCUUUGAGCCCCACAAUUCGCCAAAAGUUAAACUUCAUGUUGUAUCUUCCUUGCCAACAUUUAUGUCCUGCCCUUCUUGAAAAAAAAGCUCAAGGUGGAUCGCCUGCCAUGAGCAUCAGCGCCAGCAUGUGCUUUUCCAGCCCCGUUUCAACGCCCAGCAUCUCGCAGCAGGCUUCUACUCUUCUAGUCGCCGCUCACGGAGCCAGGAUCCCUUCUCAUCCGGCCGCUCGCCACAUGGGCUGCUACGGGAACAUUCCUUGCAGUCAACCGAGCGUGUACACCGUGACAACGUCCGGAGUGAGCCAGGUCCCACAGCACAGGAACCCAAACCAAAUAAUUCCCGGUCCAAACAGUUCUGCGGCGACUCGGCAAGCACUGCCAGGGCAAGGAAAUAACCUGUCGGCAUUUGAGAGUGGCUCUGGAAUUAGUUCCCAGCAAGGGAAACUCGGAUUUAACCCAGGGACCUCUGGGCAAAGACCUUUGAACGUGAUGGUCACCACUAGUUCUGCCGUUCAGAACUGGGUCUCUCAAGAAACAGGGGGGAAGCCGCAGGACACGCAGAAGGGAGUGGGAUCCCCUUUCCCCACAGGUAGCCCCUAUCCAAACCAGCCGCUCCAGCGUGCCGUCACCCACCAGCAGUUUCCGCAGCGUGCCGCAGUGCCUCCUAACCCCUUAGGUGCCGUCCAGAUGAGAACACCAGUGAACCAUAGUUUAAAUGGGCAGAUGGUGGGGUCUCAGAAAGCCCUGAGCACAAGAUCUACCCAGGUACGGGCGCAGGCCAUGCCGCACUUAAAUCCGCCCAGGGCAAGCGUGACACCCCCAAACCCUUUGCUGUCUAACCAUUUCCCGACUAGUACCAACCAAACCACAGCCAGAGCUUUCCAAGGAAGCGACCCUGCAAACGAUCUGGCAUUUGACUUUCUCAACCAGCAAGGUGACAACAUUGGGCCGGCGCUCAACAGUGACUCAGACUUCAUUGAUUCCUUGUUGAAAACAGAGCCAGGAAAUGACGACUGGAUGAAAGACAUCAACUUGGAUGAAAUCUUAGGCGGUCAUUCGUGAGCCAGAGGAGUGGACAAUGAUAAACUCCUAUAU